AUAUCUGUUAGAUAAGUAAGUACUCAUGAAUUUGAAUGCUAUGCAGGUAUAAAUGGCUGUCGAUCAUUUAUCUGAAAUGAUUGAGAACCUUCCACCUAUUUGAGGACCAGGACAUAUUGUCCAAAUAGAUGAAAGUCUAUUUGGACACAGGAAAUACAAUAGGGGCAGAGUUUUGGAGGGUCAUUGAGUGUUGGAGAUGAUAGACUCCAGUACUGACGAUGUAAGGAUGGUCGUGGUGGAUCAGAGGGACACCGGAACUCUCCAAAAUGAAAUUAAAAAAUAUGUCUCUCCAGGUACCGAGAUCCACACAGAUUUUUGGAGAGCACGUUACCAAAUUAUAAUUACACACAUAAAAGGGUAAACCACAGCGACCCAGAACAAAGCUGAAGAUAUGGUAUACAUACACAAAAAAUUGAGGCCACCUGGAGACCAGCAAAAGACUAUUUUAGGGGAAGGAGCAGGUUUUGUGAUGAUCACUUCGCCGAUCGUCUUUGCGAGUAUUUAUGGCGAAGGCAUUGCCGUAAAAUGAACAAAGACCUGUUCCAAUCUAUGUUGGAAGCCAUUUUAGGCUGCUUACCCUAUAAACAGUCUAAAGCCUAGUUCUCAGAGCUUCGUAGUGUCGCCAGCGACAGCAGUCCAGCCAAUCAGAGCAUGUAAACAAAACUUCCCCUGACCCCUUCCUUUUCAUUUCUGGUUGUCGAGAAAUGUUGAAAUAUUCCAACUACACCUCGAAUUUCUGCGACAAUCACAUGUAAAUAUAACCUAUCUGUCAGCCCCAAAAACACGUUGUUUUCACCUUUUGAUUUUAGAUAUUUAGUUUAAGUUUUUUAAUUAUCCACGGUCCAUUUUCCAUCUAUAGUUAAAUAUAAUACAUUUAUGUGAAUCAAUUAAACAACAAUAAUAAUAAUUAUCGAUAUAUUUUUUCAUUUCAUAUAUAGUUGUUUAUUUCAGAAUGGAGUUUGUUCGAACAGUUACGGCAGUAUAUUUAUGGCGAAAGGCAAGAAAAGAGAAGGAACAGAAUAAAAUAAAGAGAAGAAGGAGAUUUUGGGUUCGUCCAAUUUUUGAGAGGAGAAGAGAACUAGGUGCAGGACAAACUCUAGUAGAGGAGAUGAAAUUGAAUCCUGACAAUAACAUAUACAACUUCUUUAGAAUGAAUGCAAGUUUAUUCCAUAAUUUAUUGGAAUUAGUUGGACCUCAGUUGCAGAGAUCAGAUUUGUGUAGGGCCCCAAUUAACCCGCAGACACGCCUAGCAAUUACAUUGAGAUGUAUCAGGGGAUAGCAUGGCAAGCCUAUCUUUUUCCUUCAGAGUAGGAAAGUCCACAGUUAGCGAAAUAAUUUCGUCUACCUUGGAAGUAAUAUGGAGUGUUCUUCAACCAGAGGUCCUAAAACAAUCGGAGGAAGAAGAUUUCAAAAACGUAGCUCAUGGUUUCAAGAGAGUUUGGAACUACCCAAAUUGUAUAGGUGCUAUUGAUGGAAAGCAUGUUAUGAUACAGGUAAAUAUGUGGCAUGUGGCAU
Coccinella septempunctata (seven-spotted ladybird) is the source of this 1515-nucleotide messenger RNA. RefSeq lists its product as uncharacterized. Lineage: Eukaryota; Metazoa; Arthropoda; Insecta; Coleoptera; Coccinellidae. Bases 953 to 1279 code for a protein of 108 amino acids. The record is from RefSeq and is a predicted model, not a curated record. The transcript has 4 exons.